CCCUCGACGCACUGGAUCCGCUAAAAGAUGAAAUAACCCGAUCAUAACAUCUUACAAGCUUGGUUCGAAUGUUGAGAAAGCAGAACUACGCAGACAUAUAGGCCUAGGGAGAUUUAAGGUAGCAAGGGGAAGACUGGGAUACUGGGCGAAUACACUAAUAGUUGGAACUAGGGAUAAAGCUGCACGAUUGAGUAGCGGUAGGGGAAGGGCAAUAAUGCUUGAUAUAUAGGCACAACCAGGGAGUGCAGCGAGAUGCCGCAAAACUUUUACUAAAAUUUAAAAAACUAUAAUUCAAUAAUUCAAAUUCUUGAGUCAAUGUUGUGAUUUAUGCAGGCCCAUUAUGGGGGUUGCGGUGGCAGGAAAUUUACAGCACAUGUCAGCGUCAUCAGCUUCUGUUUUUGCCCUUCAAGCUUUGAACUCUGAAAUAGCUAAAAUGCCAGGCUCUCCAAAGAUACUCCGAGAAGAACGGCGAACAAACUACAGUAUGUUAUCUGAAUUGGGUAGAGCGUCGCAUUCGUGACAUAUUGUCUUUAAUGUUAGCAGAGACAAAUAUGCAUAUAUAUGUAGAUCUAUAUGGUAGUGUCGGACGACAAUAAUGAAGAUAAUUAAGAUGAUUUUGAUUACACAACGCUUUUUGAAAUCAUAUUAGGCCGACAAUGUAUUUUGUCUUGGACCUGGAAUGAUCAGAUAAUCGGGAUUGAAUUGUUCCUCUAGGACUUUUAGAAUUAAAUAAGAAAGAUGACAUGACCACUACUAUUGUACGGUAAAAACUUCUUCGGGCGGCACUUAAUAAUAUCUAAUUAUUCUAAUUUAUUUCUAAGUUAUAUGUUUAAGGUGAGGCAAGGAUAUCGAUUGGGGAGAUUAACUCGAUUAAAUUCCCGUCCCUAGUUCUGGUUUCAGGAGAAGAUACAACCAGGUUAAUAUAUGUAGGCCUAUUACUUGUUUUAUGCAUUCUUAAAAACCAUGAUAUCACUUUCCCUUUCGAGAAAUUUAGAUUUAUAGGUCAGCUGCUCUACUUUUGCAAGUGUCUCCUCGCGUUGCCUUCCGAUGUUAUUUAAAUAUGUUGCUACCUUAGAGAAUUAUAAAUUUCUAUCUGACAUUUUUGGACGUUUUGAGUUGCUAAGACCAUUACGAGGUCAGAAACCAAAUUAAAUGUGUUAUCUGCUCCUCAAAAUCGCAAGAUCAUAGGCCUACGGAGUCAUUAUCAAGAUACAUAAAGUAUUAAAAGAAUUGCAUUCGGAAAAGUUUGACUUGUGAAACUCAACAUUUUUAAAGACAAAUUUAUAAAAAUAGGUAGGCUACUGAGCAGCUGAUGGAACUUUGUAAUUAUGGGAUAGCGAUUUGAGUGUUGCUGACGUUUACAUGUACAUGAUCAAUGGUUCAGCAUUCGCGAGCCAUCCUUUGUAGAAAGCUCCAGACUCAUUGUUACGAGAGCGAGGGAGAGAAAGUACAUCUACAUUGUAUUUCUAUUGUCACAUCUAAUGAUUCAUCCGUCACGGUUGAGUGGCUGAAAUCUAGGCUAAAAAACCCAUUAAAAAUUAUAUAUUUUAUAUUCAGGACGAAAAUGCUCCACGUUUCGGCAUAAUUUUCGAUAAUAAAAUAUAUUUUCUCGCAGGGUUACAGAUUUGUAAUUGAAAAAUCCCACUAAUAACUGAAAACCUUCCAUAGAAACAACGGUAGGAGCAAUAUUGUUACAACAACAUUGUCUCGUUGCUUAAAAAAUCAGUAGAAUUAUGCGAAUUGUGAAUAGGAAAAGAAACGACGGCGCUAUGCUGGAGGCACAGAGAGUAAUCUCCCGUUUGUUGGCAUCGUCACUACUUCAAUAUGGCAGCCUCCUGUGUCUACUGGAAGUAACAAGAUUGGCAGUGUAAACUUUGUGUGUAUUUUCUUCAAUCAUCAACUGAACAUUUUCUCGAGGAUAUUUUUAGGUCAGAUAUACUGGCUGAAUUCCUUCUUUUAGAACAUUUCAAAUCACUGAAGUGUGGUGGACAGCAGCCAAAAUGGCAUCACAUUUAAACAACGCUGCUCUAGCGAAAAAGCUCUUGGAUAGCAUGCAAAAUGACCUUCGCACCUUAUCGGCAGAAAGCAAGAGAAAACAUCCAGAAGUCAAAGAGCGUGCUGAGACAGUGCAGUUGAAACUGAGGACCAUCUCAACGAAAGGAGAUGACAUAAUAGCAGGUCUGCUCCCAAUUAGCUCUGAUGUCAUCCAACCGUUUGUUUUGGGCUGUGACACGAAGAACCCCAAGCUGCUGCCUCUGUGUCUAGUGGCCGUACAGAGGAUGAUUUCACAUGAAGCUAUUUCUGUGACGGCAGCUGACUCCAUCAUCGGAAUGCUGUGGCGACUCAUGGAGGCCGGUCUGGAAGAGCUGAAACUGCUCCAGACGGCCACUUUGCUUCUCACGAUCAACUCUGUCGUUCAACAUGAAUCUCUUGCCAAGGCUCUUGUGUUGUGUUUCCGUCUUCACUUCACCAAAGACAGCACCACCAUCAACACCGCCGCAGCCACCAUCAAACAACUUGUCUCCGCCAUCUUUGAGCGUGUUGUUGCUGAGGACAAGAUUUCCAUCUCAGAACCAAAAGAGUCUCUGAAUUUGGAAGAGCUGAAAGCCGGGAGCAAAACUCCACCGAAGUCGUUACGACCUUGUGCAGGAGAUGCUUAUCUUUUGUUUCAGGAUCUGUGUCAACUGGUGAAUGCUGACCAGCCAUUCUGGCUGACCGGGAUGACAGAGAUGACCCGCACGUUUGGCCUGGAGCUGGUGGAGUCGGUGCUGACCAGUUACUCCAGCACUUUUACUCUGCACCAGGAGUUCAGCUUCAUGCUCAAGGAGCGCGUGUGCCCGCUGGUGAUCAAGCUCUUCUCCCCGAGCCUCAAAUACCGCCAGGGCCUUCCCCCUGCUCCCUCCCCUGCCCCUGUGGAGAAGCCCUUCUUCCCCAUCGUCAUGAGACUGUUGCGCAUUGUGGCCGCCCUCAUCCGAGGGUAUUACCCUCUGCUGGUCACAGAGUGUGAGAUCUUCUUGUCACUGCUGGUAAAAUUCCUGGAACCAGAGAAGCCGAUGUGGCAGAGAUGUCUGGCCUUGGAGGUCCUUCACAAACUGUCUGUGCAUCCGGAGCUCAUCAAGAGUUUCUGCCAGUCCUACGACAUGAAGCCUCAUUCCACCAAGAUUUUCCGCGACAUCAUCAACGCCCUCGGUGCCUUCAUCCAGUCGCAGUUCAUGAGCCAGCCCGGUGGACCAGCUGCACAAGCAGCCAAACUGCCAGACACUCAAGGUACCCCACCGGCUAUUGUGGGUGGUAUGCCUGUGGGUGGUGGGGUCAGCCCGCAGCCCGCCUUUAUGUAUCGCGGAGUGUGGAUCCCGCUCCUCACCACCAUACCCCACGGACAGUCCAAAGCUGGCUUCCUGGAGGUCCUGGACAAGUCUGAACCUCCAAACGUCCCCGACGGCUACGGCGUGUCCUUGGCCUUCCGCUGCCUUAUGGAGAUGACCCGCACGGUGCAGAUGCUGGUCAUGGGAGAGUCGGAAGAGGGGGUAGGGGACCCGGCGGUCAGCAGGGUGAAGAAAGAAGUGGACGUGACUGAGUCUAGUGAGGAAGACAAACAGCUGCAUGUAGAGCUGAUCAACUCUUCCUGGUGCGGCAUGCUGGCCGCGCUCUCUCUGCUUCUGGAUGCAAGUUAUGAGACUUAUGCUGGCUUGUCUAGCACUGAUGAAAGUGCUUCUGAGAUGAUUCUGAAAGCCCAAGAGUCGUACGCCAACAUGUGUGGGCAUCUCAAGAUGAGCACGCCAAGAGAUGCGUUCAUCACCGCGCUGUGCAAGGCCUCACUCCCACCCCACUACACGCUUACCGUGCUCAACUCUCAGAAUUCUGGAGCUGGACAGAAAGGCACAGUGCUGAGCCGGUCGGUCAGUCAGGAAGGGGCUGGUGAUGUUGUGGAGAGAAGCCAAGUGGUUGCCGUGGGAACAGCUCUCCCGACAGCCUCUCUGCCUGCUGGGUCGCACCAGGGCCAAGUUGUGCUGACGGCCAAGAACAUCCAGGUGAUGCGAGCGUUGCUGAGUCUGGCUCACUGCCAUGGGGACAUCCUGGGCUCUGCCUGGCAUCUGGUGCUGACCACACUUCAGCACCUGGUGUGGAUCCUGGGCCUGAAGCCGUCAGCCGGGGGCAGCCUAAAGGCCGGUCAGCAGAUCAGCGACAGCAGCAGCAGCGUCAUCACCACCGCUGUCAUGGCCGACCUUCCUGUCCUCUCCUCCAUGCUGUCGCGGCUCUUUGAGAGCUCUCAGUAUCUGGAUGACGUGGCUCUCCAUCAUCUGAUCGACGCGCUGUGCAAGCUGUCCAUGGAGUCUAUGGAGCUAGCCUAUUCCAACAGGGAGCCGUCUCUGUUCGCCGUGGCCAAGCUAUUGGAGAGUGGACUGGUCAACCUGGGUCGUGUGGAGGUGCUGUGGAGGCCGGUCACUGCUCAUCUGUUAGAG
Messenger RNA from Aplysia californica (California sea hare), 4463 nucleotides. RefSeq names its product protein MON2 homolog. The record is from RefSeq and is a predicted model, not a curated record. NCBI's taxonomy places the organism in Eukaryota, Metazoa, Mollusca, Gastropoda, Aplysiida, Aplysiidae.